Molecule: messenger RNA, 1052 nt
Organism: Capsella rubella
Lineage: Eukaryota; Viridiplantae; Streptophyta; Magnoliopsida; Brassicales; Brassicaceae
Exons: 11
Coding region: 152-967 (271 amino acids)
Biological process (GO): transcription by RNA polymerase III
Cellular component (GO): RNA polymerase III complex
Molecular function (GO): DNA binding
Source: RefSeq, a predicted model, not a curated record
GCCGCCGUUUCACACAUCCCUAAUUUAUGUGUGCAUCUCUUAACCGGUGAUCACCUUCAUCCUCCUCAAGCUUAUUGUUGGCCGUCACUGAACUCAACGAUCACCGAUCAGUCUUGGGAGUCGCAGUCGGAAGUUUUUGAAUUCAGUUGCAAUGGAGCAGAAGCCACCAGCACGGAAGAUGAGAUUUGCCCCAAAAGCUCCCCCAAAACGUGUGCCAAAGCCGGAAGUUAAACCUGAAGUGGUUGAGAAUGAUAGUAAUAGUGCACAAGCAAUGGAAUUGCUACGCAGAGUAACAGAAAGAUCAUUGCGCAAGCCAAAAGGGGACAAGAAAGUUCCUGCUUCUCAAGUUGCUUGGAUGGGGGGAGUGGUAAAUUCUUCAAGAUCAAAUAAGUAUCUCAAUGGAUCAACUGGUGCUUAUGGCUCAACCUCUACUCAGGAGAUAGAGUAUAAAGAACCAUGGGAUUAUUACAGUUAUUACCCGAUUACACUUCCACUGAGAAGACCAUACGCAGGCGAUCCAGAGGUUCUUGACGUAGAGGAGUUUAUGCAGCCUGUGGGAAAUAAUGAAGAUCCACUUAACACAGCAGCUAAUCUCGGUCUAAUGGAAGAUAGUGGAGAACAGAAAAUGUUUUUUAUGAGGAUACCUUCUGUUCCUUUGGCAUCCGAAACAACAGAAAAUCGUGAAGCAAAGCCAAAUAUCAAAGGCCCUGUUGAGAAGACUCUGGAUUUAAAAGCCUUGCCAGAAGGUUUCAUGGGCAAACUACUAGUCUACAAAAGUGGUGCUGUCAAGAUGAAACUCGGUGAAGUGCUUUUUGAUGUAAGCCCUGGGUUGAAGAGCGAGUUUGCACAAGAUGUGAUGGUGGUUAACACAGAGCAGAAGAACUGUUGUCUGGUUGGAGAUGUGUACAAGCAUGCAGUUUUGACUCCUGAUAUUGAUUCGAUCUUGAAAGAUAUCGAAAAUAUGUGAUACUUCUUACCUUUUUUUUUUUUGUUACAUCAAUUUUGUUUCACUCUUUCUUUUUGGAUAUAAUACAUAGUUUAGACUUUUGACA